Messenger RNA from Morchella importuna, 651 nucleotides. RefSeq lists its product as uncharacterized. The transcript has 4 exons. The record is from RefSeq and is a predicted model, not a curated record. Lineage: Eukaryota; Fungi; Ascomycota; Pezizomycetes; Pezizales; Morchellaceae. Bases 1 to 651 code for a protein of 216 amino acids.
AUGCCACCAAAAGCCACCAUCACCAUCACGCCCACAGAAACACUCACCACAAUCCUCGCCCUCCUCGCCCUCCUCUUCAUCGGCGUCCCGCUCUUCAUCCUCCCCGUGACACUCCUCCUCCUGCUGCUCCUCGUCCAGCCGCUGCUCGUGUACUUCCUCAUCGACAAGCUCAAGGACCUGGUGUGCCCGCCAAGAGUCAUACUACCAAUUGAUAAUACCAUGCCGCCAACUAAUUACCUCGCUGCCGCCGCCGCCCAGGGGAGGGCCAAGACGAGCAACGAAACGACAAAGCUCCUAAACGCAACCAGAAUCCAGAAAAAGUGGAAGGGCAAGGCCCGUGCAAGAGAUCUGGAGGCCCAGACGCCAAUUGAGCAGCUUGACGGGCCGCCGAACAGCCGUCAGAAAGCCGCCGCUGCAGAGAAAAAAGAUGUAGCAGAUCAGUUGUCUAGAAAGGUGCUACCAGCGAGCUCAGAGUCUGGGCCAUCAGAAGUAUUGCCGAGGGAGAGCCCCAUUAGGUAUUACCAGAACUCGAUCGUGGACGACUGGCCGACCAGCUGCACGAUGGUGACAGCGGUUCUGACGGUUGGUGCGAUGACGCUGCUGCUCAUUGUCUUCUUUGGAAAUCUCGAAAUAAGGCGUCCAAACAACUAG